Messenger RNA from Gastrolobium bilobum, 600 nucleotides. Its product is annotated as protein SEED AND ROOT HAIR PROTECTIVE PROTEIN-like. The transcript has 2 exons. The coding region runs from base 1 to 600 and encodes 199 amino acids. The record is from RefSeq and is a predicted model, not a curated record. NCBI's taxonomy places the organism in Eukaryota, Viridiplantae, Streptophyta, Magnoliopsida, Fabales, Fabaceae.
AUGGCUUUCCUUCGAUCAAUAUCCGCGACCUCUAUGCUUCUUUUAGCAUUGGUAGUCAUUGCCUCCGCAACUGAUUAUGGGUAUGGUCCAGCACCAAAGUUAGGAGAUUCCAAACCCGAAACAGUUUAUGGGGCGCCACACCCCACAAAACCAGACUAUGAAGUGCCCAAACCAAAAGGAAAAGAUGAACAGAAACAGCUUCCCACAAUCAUUGGUGUCCAAGGAGUUGUUUUAUGUAAAUCAGGCUCUAAUUACUUCCCAAUUCAAGGAGCCGUGGCACGAGUUACAUGUGGAUGUGUGAAUGAGCUUGGGUACGAGACAGGUCCUAUCUCAGCAUUGAGUCAUAUAACGGAUAAGAAAGGUUAUUUCUUUGCUACAUUGUCACUUGCGGAGAUUGGGUCUAAGUUGAAGCUUACUGAAUGCAAAGCAUACCUAGAGAGUUCUCCAUUAGAGACAUGUAAAGUUCCCACCGAUGUGAACUACGGGAUCAAGGGUGCUCGUCUUUCUUCUUAUCGCCUCCUUGACAAUAAGAUCAAUUUGUACACUGUGGGACCUUUCUUCUGCACCUCGCAACCUAAACCAGUUCCUAACGGUUAUUGA